CUUUCAUUCAAUCAAUCUUGCUUGUUUUUCUUACUACUUCUUUUUGCGAGGAAGUAAAUAUUUUAUAUUGCGUAAAAGGGUUACAUUUUCGAUAAAGAAUACAAAAAUAUACCAAAGAUGCUGAGAAAUAUAUUUCGGUUUCAUGGAACAGUUAAUAAAUGUAGCAGGUUUUGCGCGGCAACUCUGCUCAGCCAGCAAAGCAUGAGGAAUUACAGUGGCCUGUCACAGAUUGUAAAAAGGAAUGGUAACAAGAAGGUUCCUAUCCUUAACUCAUGUGUCUGCCGAACUAUGUUCAUUCAGACACAGGAUACACCUAAUCCAAACAGCUUGAAGUUUCUACCGGGUGUAAAAGUAUUGGAGUCCGGACAAACUAUGGAUUUUCCUAACAUUGGAGCUGCGCAGUGCAGUCCUUUAGCAAAAAUGAUUUUCCGCAUUGAUGGUGUAAAAUCAGUUUUCUUUGGACCUGAGUUUGUGACAGUUACUAAACAAGAUGACGAUGUUGACUGGAGAAUUCUCAAACCUGAUAUAUUUGCAACCAUCAUGGACUUCUUUGCUAGCGGUUUACCAGUUAUUAUUGAUGCUAAACCUUCGGGCGAUACACAAAUAAACGAAGAUGAUGAUGAAAUAGUCCAAAUGAUAAAGGAGCUCCUAGACACUCGCAUCAGGCCUACAGUUCAGGAAGAUGGCGGUGACGUGCUGUUUGUAGAUUUCAAGGAUGGCAUACUGAGGCUUAAGAUGCAGGGCUCUUGUUCUUCAUGUCCUAGUUCCAUUGUGACCUUGAAGAAUGGGGUUCAAAACAUGAUGCAAUUCUACAUCCCAGAAGUAGUAGCCGUGGAACAAAUUGACGACGAAGGCGAUAAACUUAGCGAAAAAGUGUUUAAAGAAUUUGAACAACUGAAAACUAAAGAAAAGGCAGAACCCUCAACUUAAAUGAAAUUGCUUGUAAUCUGUAAGUAGAAAUGUGAUAUGUGUAUAUUUAUAUAAACAGUCCUGUUUUGUUUUAUUAUUUCUAUAGAAAUAAAUUCUAUGUAGAAUUC
This is a messenger RNA of Helicoverpa zea (corn earworm), 1037 nucleotides long. Its product is annotated as NFU1 iron-sulfur cluster scaffold homolog, mitochondrial-like. Lineage: Eukaryota; Metazoa; Arthropoda; Insecta; Lepidoptera; Noctuidae. Gene Ontology annotation, molecular function: iron ion binding; iron-sulfur cluster binding. The coding region runs from base 118 to 930 and encodes 270 amino acids. The transcript is spliced from 5 exons. The record is from RefSeq and is a predicted model, not a curated record. Gene Ontology annotation, cellular component: mitochondrion. Gene Ontology annotation, biological process: iron-sulfur cluster assembly.